This is a messenger RNA of Dicrocoelium dendriticum, 967 nucleotides long. NCBI's taxonomy places the organism in Eukaryota, Metazoa, Platyhelminthes, Trematoda, Plagiorchiida, Dicrocoeliidae. The record is from the annotation of a GenBank genome assembly.
AUGUAUGCCGUGCACGUGUUAAUAUCACCAUCUUCAUUGGUAUUUCGGACAGGGAUGAAACCAUUGGAUUUUGCCAAAUUUGAUGAACUUUGCUUUAUAAAUAUUCCAUUUGGAUUACCUUUAGGUCAAUCGCAGCUUUGUCGGCAAAUGAACUUUAAAUUGAUCUCCAGAUUGGCAUCAGAUACCCAAAGAUCCGAGAGUAGCAAAUGCGGAAACAAUGAAGAUUAUGCAAAUAGUGGAACAAUAUUGGGCAAUGUCAGUCAACAAAAUCAAGCCCAAGAACCUAAUCUACAUAGCACAGACGCGCACCUUAGACACGAAAUGUGGAGGAGUUAUCGAUUUCUUCUUCUACCCGGCUCAUUAGCACUGUUAACUUUAAUCGGGAUGCAAAUUGUCAUCUGCUCCUUCUGGAUACCUCGCUCCUGUACCCACCAACUGAAAAAUCCGUUUAACAAAAACCCAAAGAAUGCAUCAGAGGAUUUGUUGGAAGGCAUGGAAACCGCUCCCUUACGCUGUAGAUUUUGUUACAUAAAACGGCCAAUCGCCAGCUCACAUGGCCCCGUCGAAACAAAUUCAUUCACGCGAUUUAUGGAGCACAAACAACAGGCCAGUGUACCUCCGAGAAUGCAUCACAAAUUAGCCAACUGUGCCUUAUCCAAACAGGAAGACGACGUAGAAAAGGAUAUUCACAAAUGUAUUUAUUACCAGUGUUCACCCAGCAAACGAGUCAAACUUAAAGUACCUAUGCGAAUGUGUUACCCACCGAGACACCGAACGCACACAAGCAACAUAGCUAGCGUGAUUUCAAACAAUUUUGUCACACCUCAUUUGGAACUGCAUUCAAUAGGAAAGUGUACAUCUCCAUACAUAUAUUCAGAACGGGAAAAGCAAAAAUCAGUUUUCAUAACAGGCCAAGCAAAUGAUAAUAUUUCGAUAUAAGUGAAAUUAACUUUGCGUAACCUUUUCA